Molecule: messenger RNA, 6446 nt
Organism: Nannospalax galili (Upper Galilee mountains blind mole rat)
Lineage: Eukaryota; Metazoa; Chordata; Mammalia; Rodentia; Spalacidae
Gene: Plxnb2
Product: plexin B2
Exons: 39
Coding region: 253-5778 (1841 amino acids)
Biological process (GO): positive regulation of axonogenesis; regulation of cell migration; regulation of cell shape
Cellular component (GO): semaphorin receptor complex
Molecular function (GO): semaphorin receptor activity; protein binding
Source: RefSeq, a predicted model, not a curated record
GGGCGGGGCCGGCGGCUCCCGCGCGCUCCGGCCCCUCCUCGGCCACACAAAGGCCCGUCUCCAUGGCAGCCGCGGGGCCGGAGCGCAGCGCAGAGCGCGGCCCCGGCGCCAUCGAGCCUCGGCGGUGGACGAGCAGAUGGGGAAAUGAGGCACAGAGAAGUUAACUUGCCCAGGGUCACACAGCUAAGAAUCCUGAUGCCAGCCUGAAACAGAGACUGAGCUAGAUCACUGGAGCCUUGAGUUCUGGGGGCAAUGGCUCUGCCACUCUGGGCCCUGACCCUUCUGGGUUUGAUGAGCCUAGGGGUGAGCCUAAGGCUCCGGAAGUUGGAUGUUUUCCGCAGCAACACAGAGCUGAACCACCUGGUUGUGGAUGAGACCUCAGGUGUGGUAUAUGUCGGGGCAGUAAAUGCACUCUACCAGCUGAGUGCUGACCUGCAGCUCCAGCAGCAUGCAGUCACAGGCCCUGCCAUGGAUAACAAGAAAUGCACACCACCCAUAGAGGCUAGCCAGUGCCAUGAGGCAGUGUCCACUGACAACGUCAACCAGCUGCUGCUGCUCGAUCCACCUGGGAAGCGCCUAGUUGAGUGUGGCAGCCUUUUCAAGGGCAUUUGUGCCCUGCGUGCCCUGAGCAAUGUCUCAGUGCGCCUGUUUUACGAAGAUGGCAGUGGUGAGAAGUCCUUUGUAGCCAGUAAUGAUGAGAGAGUGGCCACAGUAGGGCUGGUGAGCUCCACACACCCUGAUGGGGAGCGUGUGCUGUUUGUGGGCAAAGGCAAUGGGCCACAUGACAACGGCAUCAUUGUGAGCACCCGCCUGCUGGACAGGGCUGAGGGCCGGGAGGCCUUUGAGGCCUACUCAGACCACACCACCUUCAAGGCUGGCUACCUAUCUACCAACACUCAGCAGUUUGUGGCAGCCUUUGAGGACAGCGUGUAUGUUUUCUUCAUCUUCAACCAGCAGGACAAGCACCCUGCCAGGAACCGCACAUUGCUGGCACGCAUGUGCAAAGAUGACCCUUCUUACUACUCUUAUGUAGAGAUGGACCUGCAGUGCCAGGACCCCAGUGACUCCCAAGGCUCUGCCUUUGGCACCUGCCUGGCAGCCUCUGUAGCCACACCAGGUGCUGGCAAGGUGCUCUAUGCUGUCUUCAGUAGGGAUGGCCGGAGCAGUGGGGGGCCUGGUGCAGGCCUCUGCAUGUUCCCACUAGAUGAAGUCCAUGCCAAGAUGGAAGCCAACCGAAAUACCUGCUAUACAGGCACCCGAGAGGCAGGCCGGGAGACCUUCUACAAGCCCUUCCACGGAGAGAUCCAAUGUGGUGGCCAUGUACUAGGUGCCAGUGAGAGUUUCCCAUGUGGCUCGGAGCAUCUGCCCUACCCACUAGGCAGUCGUGAUGGACUCACCGCCACUCCUCUGCUACAGCGUGGGGGCCUGAAUCUCACAGCAGUGACCGUAACUGCUGAGAAUGGUCACGCUGUUGCUUUCCUGGGCACCUCAGAUGGCCGGAUCCUCAAGGUGUACCUCGCCCCAGAUGGCACUUCUGAAGAAUAUGGCUCUAUCCUUGUGGACAUCAACAAGAGAAUCAAACAGGACCUGGCACUAUCUGGAAACCUGUCCAGUCUGUAUGCCAUGACCCAGGAUAAGGUGUUCCGACUUCCAGUGCAGGAGUGUCUGAGCUAUCUAACCUGUGCUCAGUGCCGUGAUUCCCAGGACCCCUACUGUGGCUGGUGUGUUGUCGAGGGACGAUGCACCAGAAGGGCUGAGUGCCCAAGGGCUGAGGAAACUGGCCACUGGUUGUGGAGCCGGGAUAAGUCCUGUGUGGCCAUCACUGAUGCUCAUCCACAGAACAUGAGCCGGCGGGCUCAGGGAGAGGUACAACUGGCUGUCAGCCCCCUGCCCACCCUGACUAAUGAAGAUGAGCUGCUGUGCCUCUUUGGUGAAUCGCCCCCACAUCCUGCCCGUGUGGAGGGGGAUGCUGUCAUCUGCCACUCCCCAAGCAGCAUCCCUAGCACACCACCAGGCCAAGAUCAUGUGGCUGUGAGCAUCCAGCUUCUCUUCAGACAUGGCAAUGUCUUCCUCACCUCCCACCAGUAUCCUUUCUAUGACUGUCGUGAGGCUAUGAGCCUGGUAGAGAACCUACCGUGCAUUUCCUGUGCUAGCAACCGCUGGACUUGCCAAUGGGACCUGCUUUACCAUGAGUGCCUGGAGGCCUCAUCUAACCCAGAGGACAGAUUCAUACGUGCCCACAUGGAAGAUAAUUGUCCCCAGUUCCUGGACCCUAGCCCUUUGGUCAUCCCCAUGAAUCAUGAGACAGAAGUGAUUUUCCAGGGCAAGAAUUUGGAUACUGUGAAGGUCUCCUCCCUGCAUGUGGGCAGUGACCUGCUGAAGUUUGAGGUGGCUGUGACCAUGCAGGAGCCAGGAACCUUCUCUUUUAGGACCCCAAAGCUAUCCCAUGAUGCCAAUGAGACGCUGCCUCUUCACCUGUAUGUUAAAUCCUUUGGCAAGAACAUUGACAGCAAGCUCCAAGUGACCCUCUACAACUGCUCCUUUGGGCGCAGCGACUGUAGCCUGUGUCUGGCUGCCGAUCCUGCCUACAGGUGUGUGUGGUGUGGUGGGCAGAACAGGUGUGUGUAUGAAGCUCUGUGCAGCAAUGUGACUUCUGAAUGCCCACCGCCUGUCAUCACCAUGAUCCAGCCCGAGACAGGCCCUCUGGGUGGGGGCAUCCGUGUCACCAUCCUUGGGUCCAAUUUGGGUAUCAGAGCAGAUGAUGUCAAGAAGAUCACUGUGGCUGGCCAGAACUGUGCCUUUGAGCCAAGAUGGUACUCUGUAUCUACCCGGAUUGUGUGCGCAGUUGAGGCUGCAGAAGUGCCCUUCACUGGAGGUGUUGAGGUGGAUGUUAAUGGAAAACUCGGCCAGUCACCACCCAGUGUCCAGUUUACUUAUCAACAACCCCAGCCCCUCAGUGUGGAGCCACAACAGGGACCACAGGCAGGUGGUACAACACUGACCAUCAGUGGCACCCAUCUGGACACAGGCUCCAAGGAGGAUGUGAGGGUGACCCUCAAUGACAUUCCUUGUAAAGUGACCAAGUUUGGGGCCCAGCUGCAGUGCAUCACAGGCCCCCAGUUGGCUACUGGCCAGGUAGCCCUAGAGAUCUACUAUGGGGGCUCCCACGUGCCCAGCCCUGGCGUCUCCUUCACCUACUGCGAGAACCCGGUGUUGCGAGCCUUCGAGCCAAUGCGAAGCUUUGUCAGUGGUGGCCGGAGCAUCAAUGUCACAGGCCAGGGCUUCAGCCUCAUCCAGAAGUUUGCCAUGGUUGUCAUUGCUGAGCCCCUGCAGUCCUGGCGGCGGCGGCGGGAGGCUGGACCCCUGCAGCCUACAACGGUCAUGGGCACCGAGUAUGUAUUCUACAAUGACACCAAGGUUGUCUUCUUGACUCCUGCUGUUCCUGAGGAACCUGAGGCUUAUAAUCUCACUGCAUUAAUACAGAUGGAUGGUCAUCGUGCCCUGCUCAGGACUGAGGCCGGUGCCUUUGAGUAUGUGGCAGACCCCACCUUUGAGAACUUCACAGGUGGUGUCAAGAAGCAGGUCAACAAGCUCAUUCAUGCCCGGGGAACCAAUCUGAACAAAGCCAUGACACUGCAGGAAGCUGAGGCAUUUGUGGGUGCCGAGCGUUGCAUUAUGAAGACACUGACUGAGACUGACCUCUACUGUGAGCCCCCUGAGGUGCAGCCCCCACCCAAGCGGCGACAGAAGCGAGAUACCACACACAACUUACCUGAAUUCAUUGUGAAGUUUGGCUCCCGAGAGUGGGUGCUAGGCCGGGUGGAAUAUGACACACGUGUGAGUGAUGUGCCGCUCAGUCUCAUCCUGCCUCUGGUCAUCGUGCCCAUGGUGGCUGUCAUUGCUGUAUCCAUCUACUGCUAUUGGAGGAAGAGCCAGCAGGCUGAGCGCGAAUAUGAGAAGAUCAAGUCCCAGUUGGAGGGCUUGGAGGAGAGUGUGAGGGACCGCUGUAAGAAGGAAUUCACAGACCUAAUGAUCGAGAUGGAGGACCAGACGAAUGAUGUGCAUGAGGCAGGCAUCCCCACACUGGACUACAAGACCUACACUGACCGUGUCUUCUUCCUGCCCUCCAAGGAUGGUGACAAGGAUGUCAUGAUCACUGGCAAGCUGGACAUCCCUGAGACACGGCGGCCCAUUGUAGAACAGGCCCUCUACCAGUUCUCCAACCUGCUUAAUAGCAAGUCUUUCCUCAUCAAUUUUAUUCAUACCCUAGAGAAUCAGCGGGAGUUCUCUGCUCGUGCCAAAGUCUACUUUGCAUCACUGCUGACUGUGGCCCUGCAUGGGAAGCUGGAGUACUAUACAGACAUCAUGCGUACACUCUUCCUGGAGCUCAUGGAGCAGUAUGUGGUGGCCAAGAACCCCAAGCUGAUGCUGCGCAGGUCUGAAACAGUGGUGGAAAGAAUGCUGUCUAACUGGAUGUCCAUCUGUCUCUAUCAGUACCUAAAGGAUAGUGCAGGUGAGCCCCUGUACAAGCUCUUCAAGGCCAUUAAACACCAGGUAGAGAAGGGGCCAGUGGAUGCUGUGCAGAAGAAGGCUAAGUACACCCUCAAUGACACAGGACUGCUUGGGGACGAUGUAGAGUAUGCACCUCUGACGGUGAGCGUGAUUGUUCAGGAUGAAGGUGUUGAUGCCAUCCCAGUCAAGGUCCUCAACUGUGACACCAUCUCUCAGGUCAAGGAGAAGAUCAUCGACCAGGUGUACCGUACACAACCCUGUUCCUGCUGGCCCAAGCCUGACAGUGUGGUACUUGAGUGGCGUCCUGGGUCCACAGCUCAGAUUCUGUCUGACUUGGACCUGACCUCUCAGAGGGAAGGCCGGUGGAAGCGCAUCAAUACCCUGAUGCACUACAAUGUCCGUGAUGGAGCUACCCUCAUCCUGUCCAAGGUGGGAGUCUCCCAGCAGCCAGAGGACAGUCAACAGGAUCUGCCUGGAGAACGCCAUGCCCUGCUGGAGGAGGAAAACCGUGUGUGGCACCUGGUACGACCAACCGACGAGGUAGAUGAGGGGAAGUCCAAACGUGGCAGUGUGAAGGAGAAAGAGCGAACCAAGGCCAUUACAGAGAUCUACCUGACGCGGCUGCUGUCAGUCAAGGGCACACUGCAGCAGUUUGUGGAUAACUUUUUCCAGAGUGUGCUGGCACCUGGGCAUGCAGUGCCACCUGCAGUCAAGUACUUCUUUGACUUCUUGGAUGAGCAGGCAGAGAAGCAUGACAUCAGAGAUGAGGAUACCAUCCAUAUCUGGAAAACUAACAGUUUACCGCUCCGGUUCUGGGUAAACAUCCUGAAGAACCCACAUUUCAUCUUUGAUGUACAUGUCCAUGAGGUGGUAGAUGCCUCCCUGUCAGUCAUUGCACAGACCUUCAUGGAUGCCUGUACUCGCACAGAGCACAAGCUGAGCCGUGACUCUCCCAGCAACAAGCUGCUGUAUGCCAAGGAAAUCUCUACCUAUAAGAAGAUGGUGGAGGAUUACUACAAGGGCGUCCGACAGAUGGUUCAGGUCAGCGACCAGGACAUGAACACACACUUGGCAGAGAUUUCUAGGGCACACACGGACUCCUUGAAUACGCUUGUGGCACUGCACCAGCUCUACCAGUACACCCAGAAGUACUAUGAUGAGAUUAUUAAUGCUUUGGAGGAGGACCCUGCAGCCCAAAAGAUGCAAUUGGCCUUUCGCCUGCAGCAGAUUGCUGCUGCACUUGAGAACAAGGUUACUGACCUCUGACCUCUGACCAUUACUGCUGCCUCAGGAUGCAGUAGAAGAUGCACCCAAGGCAUCUGGAGUGGGUGCAGCAGGCCCACCUCUUGUAGACUGUAGCGUCUUUCUCCUGAGCAAUACUGCCCGGGCGCCCGAGUCAGCACCAGCUCCUUCCAAUGGCACCAGCAUCGGGUGUUCUCUGUGUUGUCUCCUGAGUGAUUCGCAAAUGUGCCUUACAAAGCCACACGGGGCCACUGGGGGCAGUGGGGCCUUGGCCUCCCCUUUCCAUGCACCAGCAGCCUCCUAAGAUACCUUGGGUUUGGCCUUGGGUAGAAUCUGGGCCUGUAGCUCCCAGGGCCAGUUCCUGGACUGUGUCUGUCUGUCAGAUGGAAGGAGAAGAAGCGGUACGAUGCCUUCCUGACCUCACCUGGCCUCCUCGUGGGGUGCAGGCACUCCAGGUGGACUUCAGGGCCAUCACUGGCUCCACCUCUAAGGUCAAGAUGGACGUCAGACGUCGGGGUCCAGGUGGCCAGAGGGACCCAGAAGACUGGCAGUCCUGCUCUCAGCUGUCAAACAGGCUGUCCUGGAGGCCCUGCCUGGGUCUGGCGAUGCUGGAGCAGCAUCUCCCCCAGGAUUACCUAACCCAUUUUUGUAAAUCUUGAUUGUAAAUCAAUACACUUGUCUUUUUCACUCUC